AUGAGUGACAUCAACAAGAGCCUAUCAUCAAACUCUAAAUCAAAAUCAACUCAUUUGUUUGUGUUAAUCCAUGGUCUCUGGGGUACGUCGUCUCAUAUGGCGACAAUAGAAAAAUUCAUAAAAGAAAAUUUACCCAGUUCAACUGACGAUAAAAUUGCAACCAUUAAACCUGCGUGUUUUAGAUUUUGGAAAACUUAUGAUGGACUAGAAUUAAAUGCAAAAAAGAUUAUAGCUGAUAUUUUCUAUGAAAUCGAAUCAUUGAAACAAAAUAACGAUCUUGAAGUUACGAAAAUAAGUAUCAUCGGCUAUUCACUUGGUGGAUUAAUUUCUAGAUAUGUGAUUGGUUUACUAAAUGAAUUAGAUUUCUUUGAAAAGAUUGAACCAAUAUUUUUCAGUACAUUUGCCACACCACACGUGGGAAUCCAAUUUUUUAAUGACAAUAUCUUUGAUGCAGUUGCCAAUAGACUAGGACCAUAUUUAUUCGGGAAGUCAGGGGGACAAUUGUUUAUCGCAGACCACGACAAGAUAUUAGUUAAAAUGGCAGAUCCACAAGAAAAGUAUAUGCGAGGAUUAAAGAAAUUUCAAAAGCACAUUCUUUUAGCAAAUAUCAAAAAUGAUAGAACCGUGGCGUUUUUCACUUCCUUCAUAACAGAUGUGUCCCCAUUUGAGGAAUUGGAUAACAUAAAAAUUGUUUACUUGGAUAAUCUACCCCAAGCGAAGAUUGCUAAUAAACUAGUUCGUCCCAAGUUUGUCGAUUUAACCAAAUCUCAUCGUUUAUCUUUAAAGGAUAAAAAAAUAUUUCUUGGGAAUCAACAGGAGGAGACACCAUUUAUUAGAAAGAAUCGAUGGGCCAAGAUUUUAGUUAUUGCUUUAUUGGCUUGUUUGGUUGUUCCCUUUUGGGUGCCAUUUGUUCUUAUUAGUUCCACCACUGUCUCGAUCUAUAGUUUUAUUAAAAUCAAGUUUGUCAAAGGACCUUUAAGUCCUCAACACUGGCUGAGAGUGAAAAAGUUUGUUUACGGCAACGCACCUAUAGAUCCUGAUGAUGCUAAAGUGGGCAAUGUUCAGCGUUUGAAACGUCGCACAUUGGACAGACACGAGUCAUUUAAAGGAGAUACUUCUUAUUUGACAGAGGAUACCAUGGACCGUGUCUUAUAUGCCGAAGAAAGGUAUUUGAAUAAAAGUAGAAAAGCCGGGUCUAUUAAAAAUGAGGAUGAUGAAGAUGCUUUGGUAGCUGAAAAUACUGAUUAUAACACUGAUUCUGAUGGUGUCGAUGAGAGUUCGGAGGCUGAUACGUUAAAAUCAAACUUUAAAUCAAUUGAAAUGGAUAUUGAACAAAAUGAUAAAGUCAUUUCGGAAAGCAUAGAAACGUUAAAAAGCUACGAGUCUUUCCCAUUAUUCCAAGAUCACAAGUACAAAUUACCUUUAAAUGAAGAUAAACUGUUCAUUGUAAAGAACUUGAAUACAUUGGAUUGGAUUAAAAUACCUGUAUUUUUGGAUGUUUGGAAUGCUCACGACGGAAUUGUAAGUAGAAGAGGAGCAAAGACCAACCCUAAGGGGGCAUCAACAAUUGGAUUGUGGGUGUCGAUUCUUCGAAAUCAUUUGCAAGAGAAUGGUCGUGCCGAUGCCUCGGUCAACGGGAAUCAAGAAUCAACCAUUGCUCAUACUUCCUAG
Messenger RNA from Candida albicans SC5314, 1671 nucleotides. Its product is annotated as putative hydrolase. The transcript has a single exon. NCBI's taxonomy places the organism in Eukaryota, Fungi, Ascomycota, Pichiomycetes, Serinales, Debaryomycetaceae. The record is from RefSeq and is a predicted model, not a curated record. The coding region runs from base 1 to 1671 and encodes 556 amino acids. Gene Ontology annotation, molecular function: monoacylglycerol lipase activity.